UUUUUCAAGUAUUUUCAGCUUGAAUUUUUUAUUUUCAUUUUGCUAUCACUGCAGAUCUUCAUGGUACUACAGAAUCAGUUAUCUUUGUCAAAACAUCCAGGAUCUCAUCACCGGACAUCAUUGUUUAAGCAAGGAGGAUAUCUGAUAUUAUCUGCAUUUUGAAAAGGAUGAUGGUGAGAUCGCUGAAGGUAAAAAUAAUAAGCCUUGUGCUUCUUACAUAUAUGACAACUGGUAGUGUUUCAAAAAUAUUUGGAGAUGAAGCAUGCCAGCCUGUAACUCCCGAAGGGCAUUUGAGACCAGAAGUUCCACAUGUGACGCUAACUGAAGACUAUCUAAAUGGAUUCAAUGAAAUUAUCAUAAUUGGGGACCAACAUGGAUGCUUCGAUGAAGAACAAUUGCUUAUAAACAGACAUCAACUCAAUGAUACAGUUUUAAAAAUAUUCACAGGAGAUCUUACAAGAAAAGGUAAUAAGAACCUCGAAGUUGUUCGCUUUAUCAAGAACUGCACAUCAUGCAUUAGCGUAAGAGGCAAUAACGAUGAAAAAACUCUCCUCAGAAUUUGGGCGAAACAGCAAAUGAAAGAUUACGAGUACGCGGACGAGGACAAAUGGAUGGCCAAUUUGACUGCAGAUGAAGUAAAUUGGUUGAGAAAUCUUCCAUACUCAUUCUACCUUCCUAGUAUGAAUGCCAGAGUUUGCCAUGGAGGAUUUUUACCGGGGGGUGUACCCAUUGAAGACAACCGACCUUACACAAUUAUGAAUAUUAGAACUGUUAUCGCUGAUCCAAAAUGCCCGGGAGGAUGGAGACCAACUCGAGAAGAAUUUUUAGAUUCUGUUCAAGCGCCUACUUAUCCCUGGGCUUCUCAAUGGCGUGGACCUGAGCACAUAUAUUUUGGACAUGACCAUAAAAGGCAAUUGCAACUGUAUCCAUUCGCAACGGGGGUUGAUACUGCCUGUGUUCGAGGGCACUACAUGACUGGUAUCUUCAUCAAAGGUCCCAGGAAUGGUACAUUCGCUACUCAGCCAGCUUUAAAGAAGUAUUACCAUGGAAAAGUAUAAAUACUUAUGGAUAAAUACUGCCAAUUAUUGAUGGAGCAGAUGUAUCAUCUAGAAAUGAACAAAAGGACUAUAUUUAUUAAUUUAUAUUGACAAUAGUAUAUUUUUAGCUCCUUUCUUGUUAGUUAAGGAAGGUCAGACUACUCUAUUAGCACAAAAUAUUGUUCGAUAAUCCCACGAUGUUGUUCAGUAUUCUGGAUGCCAGUCAAUCAAGGAUAGAUAUCGUUACAAUGUUGUUCGGCAUUUUGUACUAAUAGGGUAAUUUUAAAGCCCUGAAUUAAAAUUACCUAUUUGCAUUGUUUAAAAUUAUGUUUUAAACAAUGCACAAAAUAUGUGUCAAUGUUAUAACUUUUUUAUGCCAUACUUACGAAUGACAUAUGAGUGUAUUGUGAAGUUUUUUUAAUGCUGUGCGUUGAAAUUGAAUUUUAGCAAAGAUUCAAUUGACUAUGUAAUUAUAUAAAAC
This is a messenger RNA of Argiope bruennichi, 1518 nucleotides long. Its product is annotated as bis(5'-nucleosyl)-tetraphosphatase, symmetrical-like. Gene Ontology annotation, biological process: polyphosphate catabolic process. The record is from RefSeq and is a predicted model, not a curated record. Gene Ontology annotation, cellular component: cytoplasm. Gene Ontology annotation, molecular function: endopolyphosphatase activity; phosphatase activity. Lineage: Eukaryota; Metazoa; Arthropoda; Arachnida; Araneae; Araneidae. Bases 168 to 1058 code for a protein of 296 amino acids. The transcript has 2 exons.